GUUGUCAUAGAUACUAAACAUACGCAUAAUUUUAUUAACAACUACGGUGUCAACAGUAAUAAUACGCCUAUUUCUUCGAAUGUACUGAAUUAAACUUUUAUACAAUUUGAACGCAAAAGUGGUAAUUUAAUGCAUUCUAAACAUAACCUCACAUAAUCUAAAAGAAACCGAUUAAUAAGAUUCUUUAAAAUAUCAAUUCGUGAAUAAAUUUAAUUAAAAUAUGUCCGUGGACCACAAUGAAAAGUAUAUUUUUGAGGCUGAGUGGUACGACAAAAUAGCCAGCAUUUUGAAGAAGUUCUAUUUAUAUUAUUAUCCGUAUGACAAUACGGUCGAAUUAUUUGAUAUAAAAGCCAGAAAAACUUUUCUAAGGAGGACAAAAUGCGAAGGGAUAGAAGCAAAAGAUUUUUACGUAGGCGCUGUCGUAACGAUAUUUUCGCGGAAUAUUAUGAUAGUGGAUUACGCGGAUUGCAUUACGCGGACGAAAUUGCAAACGAAAAUACAAAAGACAUUCGCAAUUGUAAAAACAGAUGUUCUUGAUAAAUUGGGCGAAAUACUAAAACGAAUAAUUUCUUGCAAUUUUCACAUUGCAAACAUCAAGAUGGUUAAGCUGACUCAAGAUCAGGCAACAAAAUUUUGCCAAGACAUGGGUGACUCCACCAACAUAACGUAUAUUGUAAAUCAUCUUACUUCCGGUCCUAUUGUAGCUUUAACAUUAUUGGGUGAUCAUGCACUUACACGUUGGCUGGGGGUAAUAGGGCCAGAAGAUAGCGAAGAAGCCCGUGCAAAAGAUCCAUCUACGAUCAGAGCAUGUUAUGGUAAAGACAGUGUUCAUAAUGCGGUACAUGGUUCGGUCAAUGAAGAAGCAGCAGAAAGGGAACUACAGUCUUUCUUUCCUGAUUUAAAAAGCAAGCAAAAGGGUCCUGCAAAUACAGCUACAUUAGAAAAUUGUACUUGCUGUAUCAUUAAACCACAUGCUGUUCAAGCAAAAUUAAUUGGAGAUAUUAUCUAUGAUAUUCAAAAAGCCGGUUACGUCAUAUCCGCUGUGCAACAAUUUAAUGUCAAUCCAUUCGACGCGGAAGAAUUUUUAGAAGUUUACAAAGGCGUACUUCCUGAUUAUGGGGCGAUGGUAGGAGAAUUGCAGUCAGGUGCAUGCAUUGUUAUGGAAUUGAAACACGAGGAUAAAAAUUUUGACGUUCAAGGGGAAUUUAGAAAACUCUGCGGCCCCAUGGAUCCGGAUAUCGCACGGCAAAUAAGACCAGACACUCUUCGAGCAAAGUAUGGAAAAACCAAAGUUCAAAAUGCCAUACAUUGUUCCGAUUUGCCAGAAGAUGGAACUCUAGAGGUGGAAUAUUUCUUCAAGAUCCUCGACAGUCACUAGUCGAAUAAAUUUUGUACGAAAUUAUUUUCCGAACGUACUAAGUAACCAAAGAUACAACUGUUUUUUUACUUUUUUAUAAUAAAGAAUGCUUC
Messenger RNA from Colletes gigas, 1470 nucleotides. It is a transcript of the gene nmdyn-D7, whose product is annotated as nucleoside diphosphate kinase 7. Gene Ontology annotation, biological process: GTP biosynthetic process; CTP biosynthetic process; UTP biosynthetic process. Gene Ontology annotation, cellular component: centrosome. The coding region runs from base 221 to 1378 and encodes 385 amino acids. Gene Ontology annotation, molecular function: nucleoside diphosphate kinase activity; ATP binding. The record is from RefSeq and is a predicted model, not a curated record. The transcript is spliced from 9 exons. Lineage: Eukaryota; Metazoa; Arthropoda; Insecta; Hymenoptera; Colletidae.